Molecule: messenger RNA, 4185 nt
Organism: Alosa alosa (allis shad)
Lineage: Eukaryota; Metazoa; Chordata; Actinopteri; Clupeiformes; Clupeidae
Product: protein APCDD1-like
Exons: 6
Coding region: 409-2178 (589 amino acids)
Biological process (GO): negative regulation of Wnt signaling pathway
Cellular component (GO): plasma membrane
Molecular function (GO): Wnt-protein binding
Source: RefSeq, a predicted model, not a curated record
CUCGCCAGUGAGUGCGACCCAGCGGCAAACAACACAGGCUGGCGUAGAAACUUUCUCAACCUCCCUGCCGCACGCAUGAAAACAAAUGCCGAGUUUUGGAUCACGUUAAAGUGGACUACGUGUACAGGGACCGCGUACUGUAACGGGAGAGACCGCGAAAAGAGUGACAGAGACUGGGGAAGGUUGCUGGCAAGUUAGUCUCUGUUUUGGAAUGCAGGUCGUACUUGAACUUGGGUUGUUUCGGCUAUCAUUUGCACCUUCUCAACAAUGUGAACCCCGCGCAGCGCAACACCAGCAAGCAGCAUUUGGUCUUUGGAUGCUCCUAUCACGUGUGCAGAGAAGUAGCGCUCGUUAAUUGAUCUACAGAGGCGGCGACGCCACCGUAUGUAACGGGUCAACACUACGAGCAUGGACUACCUGAUUCCAGCCGGGCUGCAAGGGUCAUUCCAACCACGCAUAACUAUGGCCGCGUUCGCUCCUCUGAUUUUUCUCACUGUUCUCUCUCGCUGUGUUGAGGGCUCUCUUCACCCAUUUGACCCGCGCUCCGGUGGCCUGACCCUGGGGAAAGGCAUGGGCGGGUGGUCCCCCCUGGGGAAGGGGGUAGGGUGGCCCCCAAGGGACACACAGUGCCACCACAUGCUCAAGCACCUGCACCACGGGGCCCGCAUCACCGUGCAGAUGCCCCCCAACAUCGAGGGCCACUGGGUCUCCACCAGCUGUGAGGUGCGUCCGGGGCCGGAGUUUGUGACACGUUCCUACCGUUUCUACGGCAACCACACCUUCCAUGUGCAACAGUUCUACUAUGCAGACAACCACUGCACGACGCCCACACACACACUGGUGGCGCACGGCCGCCUGCGCCUCCGGCAGGCCUCGUGGAUCGUGCGCGGCGGCACCGAGGCCGACUACACUCUGCACAGCCUGCGCCUGCUCUGCCACACGCCGGCUGCCGCCCGGGACCUCACAGAGCACCUCGGCCGCACCUGCCAGCACCUGGAGCUGGCGCUGGGGGGCCGGGGUCUGGAGACGGGCGUGAGCUACGAGCUGUGGAGAAACAGCGAUGGCGCUGAGUGCGCGCGCGGCCUGAACUUUGCCAUGCACGAGCUACAGCUGCUCAGGCUGGAGAAGCAGUACCGCCACCACAACCUGGAGCAGCUGGUGGAGGAGCUCUUCCUGGGCGACAUCCACACCGAGCCUGCCCAGAGGAUGUACUACAGGCCGUCCAGCUACCAGCCAGCACUGCAGAACGCCAAGAAUCACGACCAGAGCUGCUUUGCUUGCCGUAUCAUCUCACAGGCGGCCGAGCUCCACCCACCCAUCCUGCCGCCUCGCGCGGACCUGCCGGUCAACCUGCACGGCCACUGGGUGUCCCAGCGCUGCGAGGUGCGGCCCGAGGUCCUCUUCCUCACGCGCCACUUCAUCUUUCAUGACAACAACAACACGUGGGAGGGCCACUACUACCACUACUCGGACCCCGUGUGCAAACACCCCACCUUCAGCCUGUACGCACGCGGACGCUACAGCCACGGCGUCCCCUCCCCCCGCGUCAUGGGAGGCACUGAGUUCGUCUUCAAAGUGAACCACAUGCGGGUGCGUCCUCUGGACGUGGCCACCACCUCCCUGCUUAACGUGUUCAGUGGUGACGAGUGCGGACCUCAGGGCUCAUGGCGUCUGGGCGUGGAGCAGGACGUGACGCCCACCGGCGGCUGUGUGGCGCUGGGCGUCCGGCUGCCCCACACCGAGUACGAGCUCUUCCAUCUGGAGCUGGAGGAGGAUGGCGAUGGCCACCGCAGCGGUCCCCACGGCGGGGCAGCGGGCAAAAGAAGAGGAGGGGGGCGACUGCUGCUCUACAACGGCCAGCGGCCCAGUGACGGCUCCAGUCCUGACCGGCCCCAGAAACGCGCCACCUCCUACCAGACUCCCAUGGUGCAGUGCAGCGGCAGCAGCGGCCAUGAUGACGGCCGUCACCACGGCAACCAUGCAGAGGGGGAGGACGUGGAGGGAAUGGAUGGACGCGGGGAGGGUAGGGAGGGGGGCAUGGAGGGAGCGGGGGACCAUCACCACAGACGAGUCACGCAGUCCAGGAACGGAGGGGUCAAAGGGCGCGGGCAUGGCAACGUGGAGAGGGUGGUCCUGGCUACUAUGCUGGUGCUGUUGGGUAUGGCCAUCCUGGGCUGAGAGCUGAUGGAGAGAAUAACAGGAGGAGACAAACAGAGGAGGAGGAGGAGAACAUGGAGGAUGCAAACUUUUCUUAGCAACACACACAUACUCCAACCCACAGACCUGAAUCUAAGCUCUUCACCAGAGCAAUGACUUUAAACAGCCUUACAUAUGUGUUUGCCUUAUUCCAGCUUUUUAAACUCUUUAUUUGACACUUUUGUGUGGCCCUGAAGCUAGACACCAAAGACAGGCCUGUGAAUCCCUCCUCCCUCCCCUGUCUCUCUCCCUCUGCGGAGCCAGCGCUGGCCUGCCACUGGCCCAGAUCCGGUGCCGACCCGUCACACGGCUGUUCUCAGCUGCACACAGCGAUCGCACUUUACCUGAGCGCACCUGCAGACCCUCUGUCCCGGCACGAGUGAGCGCCCUCCGCUACACAUUUGGAGCCCAGACCCAAAACUGUGCCAAACACAAGGUGUAAAUCAGGGUUCAUACGCCAGUGAUUCAUUGCUUAUUAUUAUGCAGAGCCUGUUUCAAAGCUACGUGAGUUUAGCUAAAGACUAUUGCAGUGUGCUACAGUACAUUGAAACUUCAUCCAUUCUCAUUUGUUAUUGUGUCUAUAAUUAUUGUGUCUAAUACUUAUUGUGACUAUAAUUCCCCAAAGCUACACAUCGGUGUGUUGUUGACCACUACACUGGGGACGUGUGCUAUUCAUUCAAUAUAUGAGUGCAUCUCAUAUCAGCUAAUAUGAGGCAUGACAUACACAACUCUCUACAAUCAAGCUGCUGAUCUCAAAGAACACUGGAUUGAGCAUCUUACUCCAUAGCUGACGCCACAGUGUAGCCCUGGUCAUGGGGCCACUCGCAGUGUUUAAUAAAAUAAAACAUAAUAUAACAUUCUGUCAAAAAAAGCAGCCAUUCUGGGAAAAGUUUUUGUGUUAGGUUAAAUGAUCAAGGUGUAUAAAUGAAUACAGAUAUAGAAACAUGUCUUUGUCAAGGGUGUUAAAUAUCAUUGAGAAAGAUGUUAAGUUUGUACAAGUCUUUGUGGCGGGACAUGGAAGCGGUCCCAGUGGCAUGGUGCCGUUUGGAAUAGCUUGGGGCCAUUGUUGAUAAGGUGAGAACACUCGGUUGCUCAAUCCAAUGUUCUUUUGAGAUCUGUGGACUCAAGCACACCCCCAUCACCACCCUGUUCUACAAUUGUUUACUGUAAAUUUGCAGCAUUUGUGGUCCAAAGGGGAAAGCCAGUUUUCCAAAGACCUGUUCGCCAAUGAUUUGCCUUUGAGUGUUUGUUUUCUUAAACCGGUUAUAUCUGGAGUCAGAUAGACUCGACUCAAAUGUGUGUUUGUGUGGCCUCAUAUACAAACAAAAAAGGAACUUCGUAAAGUACCCCAUUGUAAGGGUUCAUCCUAAGAACAAAUAUAAGACUGACCAUGACCAAUGAUGGGGAAGAUAUAACUGUGGCAUGCUAUUGCCUAAAAUACAUGUAGAGGACCUGCUUGUGUGUGGGUCAACUGGAAUGAUUGGAUCUUGGUUCUCCAGGCAAAGCUCAGGUGUGUGUGUGUGUGUUCUCUGUGGGUCGACAGGAAUUUGGUGUUGAAAUAAUGUGUGUGUGAAGAGGUUCUCAGAACCAGAUGAGAGAGGAGAAUGACACUGACUGGCUUAAUGGAACAAUAUGAUGGGUGUUUCAUGACUGGCCUGUGUGUUACACCGGAUGCACACACUAGACACUCACACACACACACGCGCCCUUCUUUUACAGAGAGACCAAAGUUGUGCAGGUCAGCUAUUUUAUAUAUUCUUUUCUGUUCUCAAACACACAUGCACACACACACACACAGAUGAAAGAACUGUGUGGGGUUGAAUCAUAAACACACACACCCACUCACACAUGUGAGACACCUGGGUCACAGGUGUGAACUUUGUGCAAAUACACAGGCACACACUCACACAAACCUCAUACAGAUGAAACCUUAUAAAGCAUAACUGGAUUCUUAACCAUGUACAACAUUAAAUAUUUGACACUGUUUUA